Molecule: messenger RNA, 1056 nt
Organism: Myripristis murdjan (pinecone soldierfish)
Lineage: Eukaryota; Metazoa; Chordata; Actinopteri; Holocentriformes; Holocentridae
Product: protein AMBP-like
Exons: 10
Molecular function (GO): serine-type endopeptidase inhibitor activity
Source: RefSeq, a predicted model, not a curated record
AUGCAGAAAGGAUUGAAUCUGGUUUCUCUUCUGGUCCUGGGGUGGGCCUGGACCCUCCAGGGGCUCCCCGUGCUCCCCGAGCCUCUGUACCCCACACAGGAGAACUUUGAUCUGACCCGGUUUCUGGGAAAGUGGCAUGACGUUGCGGUGGCGUCCACAUGUCCCUACAUGCAGAGUCACAGAGGAGAUGCAGCCAUCGGCUCACUGGAGCUGGAGAGCGGCAGCACCAACAGCACAAUCAAGAUGACACGGAUUGUACUGCGGCAUGGUGUAUGUAAGGAGAUCAGUGGUGAUUAUCAGCUCACAACCACACCAGGACGAUUCUUCUACCAUAUCGAGAAGUGGGGGGCCGACGUGGACGCCUAUGUGGUUCACACCAACUACGAUGAGUAUGCCAUUGUGAUAAUGAACAAGAAGAAGACGUCAGGGACCAAGAGCACGUCAGUGAAGCUCUACAGUCGAACUAUGGAUGUGAGAGACACUGUGUUGGAUGACUUCAAAACUCUGGUCAGACAACAGGAGAUGAGUGAAGACACUAUCAUCAUCAAAAAGAACAAAGGAGAGUGUGUUCCAGGAGAGCAGGUGGCAGAGCCCACAACUCAUCCCGAGCCUCAGAGGGCUAAAAGGAACGUGGUGCCAUCCCUGGCUCCUACAGACAUGGAGGGCUCUGGGGAUUUGCUUGUGUUCAGAGAGCCAGACGCCUGUAAGGCACAGCCGGACACGGGGCCAUGUUUCGGGAUGAAAGACCGUUACUUCUACAACUCUACUGCAAUGGCUUGCAUGAUCUUCAAAUACGGAGGUUGCCUGGGCAACCAGAACAACUUUCACACGGAGAGAGAGUGUCUGCAGACCUGUCGCACUGAGGCGGUGUGCCGCCUGCCCAUGGCCGCUCACGCCUGUACGGGCGAGCCGCCAAUCUGGGCCUUCGACUCCUCCGCCGGUCUGUGUGUGGCCUACAAGCAGGGCUUCUGCCAGGGCAACGGCAACAAGUUCUAUACCAAGGCCGAGUGUGAGGAGUACUGCGGCGUGGCCAAAGAAGAGCAGAAGUUAAUAAAA